Messenger RNA from Trypanosoma rangeli, 4248 nucleotides. RefSeq names its product methyltransferase. Gene Ontology annotation, molecular function: RNA binding; tRNA (guanine) methyltransferase activity. Gene Ontology annotation, biological process: tRNA methylation. The coding region runs from base 1 to 4248 and encodes 1415 amino acids. NCBI's taxonomy places the organism in Eukaryota, Euglenozoa, Kinetoplastea, Trypanosomatida, Trypanosomatidae. The record is from RefSeq and is a predicted model, not a curated record. The transcript has a single exon.
AUGCAGUUGCGUGUGGAGUACCUUUUAAAGCGCAUCGUUGCCUUCACACAUGAGCAGGAGAUACAGGAGAAGUGGACAGGCAACGUAUUCUUCCAUGAAUACUUUGUGUGGAAGCCCGCGGUAAGCCACAAUCAGUGGGGAUUGUUCUUUCUUGUUGCUGAGGCCACCAACGAGUUCGGCCUGCAUAUCAUUCAACCCGCACUCCCGAAACUCGACGCUCUAGUGGAGGUCUUGACACACGAUGCUGUGGCAUGGGCUGCCAUCAAAGAUGGCGGCAACACAGAGGCGGUGACGUCGUCAACGCACUUUGUGGCUGGCUUUCACCCAGCAUGGGUAGAACUGCUCUUUUUGAAGAUGCUGUUGCAUCCAAACACGGCCGUCCGAAAAGCUGGGCUGCAGCGGUUAUGGUCGCUGAGUACACCGGUGCUGAGACUUUUCUCAAGCGGUUUUCUCUUCACAAACGCCGUGGAGGCUUCCGUGGACUUGCGGCUUUGCGCAGAAGUUGACCGCGCGCCGCAUGCGGCGAUAUUUUCCAUGCCGAAGGGAUUUGAGGGGGCUGAGGUGCGUGCGCUGGAGGGAGUGGCGGGACCACUUGCGGAUCAACUCGAGCAUUUUUACGCUCGCCUUUUUCGGGAUGUCUUACGCACGACUCAGGAACGCAAGGAAGCCAUAUCUUAUCUCCUGCAUGGCGUGCUGGAGAGACCCAGCGUGUAUGGUGUGACGAUGCUGCUUCGUAUUCUUCACGGCGUUGCAGAGGCUCUGUCGCUUGAUGGGGAUGCGGGGAGUAGAGAGGCGACUGUGGGGAUGAUCACUGAUGCGGAUUUUCUGCACUCGAUGCUGCUUCUUUUGAAAGAUGCAGCAAAUGAUGGUGUUCCAUUUUGGCUUGAUGUUCGUCUCAGCGCGGUGGCUUUUAGUACGCUUCUGCACUUUGCCCGGAUUGAUCCCACGGCGAUGCGCCAGUGCGACGGCUUUUGGAAGCUGUUUUGUGUCUGUGGUCCUCUUGGGAGUCCCGGCGGGGGUAGUGCUGCUGCUGUUGACUCCAUCGGGAACAUUGGUGCACUCGGCACAUGCAUUCACCCUUGCUUUCUCAACGAACAGCUGCUGCGGAUGUCUAGGGCCGCUCCGAUUGGAGGGAGCGAGCUCGGCUUCAUGCGCACCAUGUUGCGAACCGAUUACCUGCGUGAGGAGGUGCGACAGUUUCUUUGCCUCGCCGCCUUUGACGAGGUGCGUGGAAAACAGCUUUUUUUCCUUUGUGGAUCCUUGCACCUGGGAGAGCCUGAGGACCGGCAGCUGCUCGCAGAUGUGGCGCAGGAGAUUGGGGCAACGCUUCUCUCUUUUGCAAAGCGGCCGUACGGCCCGACUGCAUCGUUCCUCGCGGCGUUGGUUGCAUUUGUGGAGUUUCAUCAUUCUGUUGGAACGGUGGCUUGCACGCAGUACUACUCGCGGACGACGAUUGCUGAUUUGCGUGGCACUCUGCAUACAGUGGCGUUCAGUGCCCUUCGACAGGCUACUCGGGCGAUGAUGCAAGUGAACUCCUUUGAGGAUUUUUGUGGGGAUGUUUGGGCGUUGCAGCACACUUUGGAGUGGGACGCUGUUGUUGCGGCGACCCUGUCUGCAGGACAAAUCGCCGUUGCCCACGACCCCGCGGCUGCAACGACGUGGUCUCAGUCACGCCAGUGCGUGGCGGACGUACUGGAGUUGUUGCUUCUUUUAGAUGCCAAUCGGACUCCGUCUGCAGCCCCUGCGGGUGAUACGAUCAGAGUGACUCGGCACUUCGCCCAAAUGGUUGUAGCCAGGAAUAUGUCUCGCCUCCUGCAGAGUGUGCUCUCCAGCCUGAUCGUAUUGGAUACACCCAACCGUACAUUGGAAAACGUGAACACGGCGGAUGUUGCAUGUCGUCUGCAUUUUGGCAUGACGGAUCUUGUGCACUGGAUUCGAAGCCUCAUGCAGUGCCCUUCCUUGCGACUCUUGACAUGCGAUGUGCCUUGUCCACUAACUAGCCUUUCAUGGGCGACGCUCUUGGCACAGUACUAUGGUGGCGUUUACAACUCAGUCUUUGUUCUCUGCAGCUGCGUGGAACCAGCGGAGAGCCCAGAAUUGGUUUUGGAACUUCAGGACUACGCCCUAGACCAUGUGGAACGCUGCUGGAGCACAAACCUUGCAAGCGUUUACGAUAUUCUUGCCUGGGUGGCCAACAGUGCGGCUGCCACGGAGAGGGAUACAGGGCGCGACAGGGGCGUGAACCACCGUGCCAUCAUCAGCGCCAUGUUUGUGCACUUGAAAGAUGUUGGGGCCAGAGACCAUGGACGCGUCUCCGUCCUUGCGUUCAACGCCCUCCGCUGUGGUGUGACUGAGCAUGGAGACUUGGUCAAGUCACACAUCUCAAGGACGCUGCUCGAUGAGGCGGAAUCGGAGCGCUCGGUGUAUGUGGCGGCAGUGACCAUAGCGACGGAGGUGCUUCGUGACCCCGCGGCAAACUGGCCGCGCUUGCAAGAUCUCCUUCUACAUGUCGCCGUCUUGUAUAACUCUGGGCGCGAUGAGGAGGCCUCAGAGAUGAUGGUGGCGACCACAGAGCCGUUGCUGCUUCUGUGGCCUGAGGCUCUACGCAUACAGUACCCGCCAACUGUGCGACUCUCAUCGGUUGGCCGCGCCCUCGCAAUCUCCACCAUCUUGUGGUGUUGUCAUUUGCGGCACGACUGGGCGACGGCGCUCUCGUUGGAGUUGCUGGACUGGAACACCACUCACGUCGCCGUCAAGCAUGAACCGUGCAUGCCGAACUCCAAACCCCAUCGCUGUCGUCUUCGUCUGUGGCAGUUGCUUUGUGCGCUGCUUCCGAUGAUUGAUGAUGCGACUGCGCAGCGGGAUAUUUUGCAGCGGGUCUUGCAGGUGUGUCUGCCUCUUAUCAACAUGGGCAGUGUGAGACGACUGAUGGAGAUUUACGCGCUAAAAAUCCUGGAGCGCCAGCCCGCACUCUACACUCUGCUAGAUGCGGCGCUGGCAAACUACAGUCUACGACCGCAGGUUUGUGGGAGUUAUCUCCUGAUCAUAGCGCAAAUGAUACUUCGACAGCUUCGAGGGGAGGUGGCUUGCGUGGACGGUCUCUUUGAGACGCUGCUUCACCGUCUUUUUCAGCAGAGUACUUCGCAUCAGCACCUCCUGCGGAUCAUCUGUCACAUUGGACUCUACCACAUUCAUGCGACCUGUGCGGUGCAGGGGGUAAGGUUCCUCCCUACGGAGGAGGAGGUCUUUGACUACAUUGCUCGUGCACCAGAGCAUGUGAAGUUCCGCGACAAGCACGCGGAACAGCUGUUCUUUAAUCUGGCGGAAGCCUGCACCCCGCGACAACUCUUUUGCAUUCAGCGAAGGGAGGGAAACAACAUUCUCACGGAAAGUGUACCAGCCGCUGCCUUUGAGCGAAUGCGGUUUCUGGAGCACGAGUUCCGCUGCCUCAUUGGGGCGCUAAGCCCGGUGGAGAUGCUUCGUGUGCGGCGAAUCUCGGAUUGCAUCGACAGUCGCCGCCUACUCGAACCCCUCAAGGACUUUCCGUACAUUCCACAUACGGAGACCCAUACAACAUACUGUGUGGAUUACACCGCUGAGUCCGUGGCACUUCUAAUGGAGGACGGCGACAUCAAGAACAAAAGCGGCAUCAGAAGCGGCGUCAGGAACACAAACAACAACGUGGGUGACGGGGAUGAAGACAUUCAGCGGAAGGUAACGCCGUGGUGGAGCGGCCUGGUGUACAACGAGCUCCACCCGCGAGCAUUAAAACAUAAUAAGCGACAACCCAUUAUUGUGAUAGGUUCGUUACUGCAAAACCCUGUGAAUGUUGCCGGUCUUUUUCGUUGCGGUGAAGUCUUCACCGUGGAGAAGGUUGUCGUGUCUGACCCAGCCGUUUUUGAGCACCCGCACUUUGUGGCCGCCGCGCGCAGUGCCGAGCUAUGGUUGCCGUGGGAGGCAGUGCCGGCAAAAAAUCUGCCGCCAUUUUUGGGUUCCCUGCGGCGCAAUGGCUAUACACUUAUUGGCAUUGAGCAGACGGCAGGAAGCGUGUCGAUGGCGUCGUAUCAUUUCCCUGAGCGCGCUGUUAUUCUCCUUGGUGCAGAAGGCCACGGCGUUCCAGCGGAGCUUCUGCCGUUAUUGGAUGUAUGUGUGGAAAUUCCGCAGUUUGGACUGAUUCGUUCGCUUAAUGUACACGUGACCGGUGCCUUGGUGAUGUACGAGUACACCCGACAACACCUUAUGAAUUAG